AUGUCGGAAGGAGACAAUGGCACUCUCUUCUCCGUGAAAAGCGCUACACCUUGGUUCGUGAUAGGUGCCCCACUCCACUCGUCCUCCAUGCUUGCGUUGCUCCAAGAAAAUGAUGCAAAGCCUCAUAUACUUGAGUAUAAUGAAAGUAAGGUGACCCAAUCAUUAAGGUGUAAUGAUAAUCCUGAAAAAGACUCCUUUCUAGAAAAUAGUGACAGAAAAAUAACUUCAAAUCAGCUGAAAGUUGAGCCAGACAAAUGCUCUUUGUCAAGCAGUGUAGAUGAAAGGGAUAAUUUGUUUGUUGGAAUUGUGUGUAAGAAAUUAGGCAUGUUGGAGCAUAAUGCGAUGGUAGAGGCAGAGUUAUAUCCAGAAAAUAAUGACCAAGGAAUAGCUGAUCAAAAGAUGGAAGAAUUUGGACCGAAGGAAAGCUCUUCAUCAAGCAGUACAGUAAAGAAGGAUAAUUUCGAAAUUAGAACUAUGGAUUAUACUUUAGAGGCAGAGGAAGUGGUUAGAAAUAUUUCAGUAAAGGACCAAAGAGAUGAACAUGUCUACGCUUCAGAGUUAAAUGCAUCCAAAGCAGAAAACAUGAGUUUGAAGUUAAAUGAACAAAGAGAAAAGCAAUCGGAAGUGGAAGGAAAUUGUUUUCUGGAUGAUGUGGAUGUUUCUGAAAGGAAUUUCUCUGUUGAAAAUGUGACAAGCCCUACUAAUCAUGCCACUUUUGAUAUUAAUGCAGUUGGAUCUGGGACUGAAGGGAUUUCUCUCUCGGGUGAAAAUGGAUGUAAUGGUCCUGGGUCAAAAGAAUCAGACCAAGUGCCUAUCAAGGAUUUAGAAAAUAAUGAGAAGUCACAAAUGGUCAAUGGUGGUGCUGUCUGGGAUAUCUUUCGCAAGCAGGAUGUUCUCAAAAUCUAUCAAUACUUGGAAAAGCACAAGAAGGAAUUUCGCCACCUUAAUAAUCUUCCUGUAAAUUCUGUCAUUCAUCCUAUUCAUGAUCAAACUCUUUUCUUAAAUGAGAGGCAUAAGAAACAACUGAGAGAGGAAUUUAAUGUGGAGCCUUGGACAUUUGAGCAAUACCUUGGUGAGGCUGUUUUCAUUCCUGCUGGAUGUCCUCAUCAAGUGAGAAAUAGACAAUCUUGUAUAAAGGUGGCACUGGAUUUUGUUUCUCCUGACAAUAUUGAAGAAUGUAUUCGGUUAACGAAAGAUUUUCGUAUGCUCCCAAAGAACCAUAGAGCCAAGGAAGACAAGUUAGAGGUUAAGAAGAUGGUGCUCUAUGCUGUAAGCUCAGCUGUGAAAGAGGCCCGAAGUUUGAUGCCUAACCAGGAGAAAUGCGGUUUCGGAAUGAAGUUGCUGAAUAUGAGAUGUGUGCUCUUGAGAAGGUAAAAUAUUUACGAAGAAGUGAGAAGGGGCAGUCGUAAUUAAUCAGAGGAAAAUGCAUAUGUCAGUGCCUGGGCCUUUUGGACUGUGACCUAAGUGUGCCAUAGGUCACAUAGCCAAUCUAUAUUAAGGUAUUUUGAAAGAGAAUAAUGGAAGCAAAAAAAUCCAGGUGAUCAAAUCAAUUUAGCAAAGUGUUUAGAAAGA
Messenger RNA from Theobroma umbraticum, 1572 nucleotides. RefSeq lists its product as uncharacterized. Gene Ontology annotation, cellular component: histone deacetylase complex; chromatin. The record is from RefSeq and is a predicted model, not a curated record. Lineage: Eukaryota; Viridiplantae; Streptophyta; Magnoliopsida; Malvales; Malvaceae. Gene Ontology annotation, molecular function: histone H3K9 demethylase activity; transcription coregulator activity; chromatin DNA binding. Gene Ontology annotation, biological process: regulation of transcription by RNA polymerase II.